AUCGUACGUGUGUUUUGUUCUUCCUUGACAGUGUGUGUUCUUUCUUCUCCCAUUUCUUCCGCCCGGGCGCCCUAGGACGCCCGUCUUUGGUCGAUCGAGAGGGGAUCGCGGGAGAUCGGCGCGCAUCCAUACAUGCGAUGCGCUUUGCUGCCCGGCUCCAAGGAUCAGGGUUUGGAUUGUCGGUAAUAUAGCCCUAUCUCCAGCCGGAUUCCAAUCGAUCGAUCGAGCUGGGCCGGGGCGGCGGCGGCGGCAGGGGAAUGGGCGAGAGCCAAGCGAGCCUCCUCUUGCGCAAGCAGUUGAAAGAUUUGACAAGAAAUCCUCUGGAUGGCUUCUCGGCGGGAUUGGUGGACGACUCCAAUGUGUUUGAGUGGGCCGUGACCAUCAUCGGCCCCCCGGACACCUUGUACGAAGGCGGCUAUUUCAAUGCGAUCAUGAGCUUUCCCGGGAAUUAUCCAAACAGUCCUCCCAGUGUGAGAUUCACUUCCGAUAUGUGGCAUCCAAAUGUCUAUCCGGACGGCCGUGUUUGCAUCUCCAUCCUUCACGCUCCUGGAGACGAUCCCAAUGGCUACGAGCUGGCGAGCGAACGAUGGUCUCCGGUUCACACGGUAUGCGUGCUUGAUCCCGAGCUCUCAAACUUCUUACUCGUCGUGUGUGCUUCUCAGGUAGAAACCAUUCUAUUGAGUAUAAUCUCGAUGCUCUCGAGCCCCAACGAUGAAUCGCCAGCCAACAUCGAUGCCGCGAAAGAGUGGCGAGAGCGAAGAGAAGAAUUCAAGAGAAAAGUAAGCCGCAUUGUAAGACGCUCGCAGGAAAUGCUUUGACAACGAUGAUCGGGCAUCCAAAACAUUAUUUGACUACGGUGGCGCGGGCGAACUGGGGAGAAAUGGGAGAUUUGUGGUAGCGAGUAUAUCAACACAUUCUAAUUAGUCUAUAGAGCGUCGGAUAAAAAGGAGAGCUUUGAGAAUUUGCAAGAACCAUCAAGAACCCUAAAAAUUUGUAUUUGAAAAAUCUGGAAAUUGGUCUUUGUC
Messenger RNA from Selaginella moellendorffii, 1025 nucleotides. Its product is annotated as ubiquitin-conjugating enzyme E2 7. The transcript has 5 exons. Gene Ontology annotation, molecular function: ubiquitin conjugating enzyme activity. The record is from RefSeq and is a predicted model, not a curated record. Lineage: Eukaryota; Viridiplantae; Streptophyta; Lycopodiopsida; Selaginellales; Selaginellaceae. Gene Ontology annotation, biological process: ubiquitin-dependent protein catabolic process; protein polyubiquitination. The coding region runs from base 258 to 818 and encodes 186 amino acids.